UACUCUCUUAUCUGGGGUCUCUCCGCGUGGCGGAGGAAGAAGCCGUUCUCAGCGCUCUCCUCGCCGAACUCGCAUCAAAUCAGCGUCGCCUGAGCUCUCUCCUCGGCUGCGCAAUGCCGCUUCUCCACUCAAGAUUGGCAGUCCCAUGCCCGGCCCUCCACUGUGAUCGGAACAAUCUUCAGUGCCCACUCGUUGGGCAUGUUACAGACAUCAAAUUCAUGCGAUUCAUCUGUCCAAAGCAGAGCUGUUCACCUUCGUUUGCGGCGAUCUGUUCCACCACCGUACUUGACCCCCUUGGAUUGUCAAAGACGAUGGUUGAUCCGGGAGAGACAUCUGGAUCGCGGGAACGUGGCUGGUCAGAAGUCACGGCAGGUGCUCCUGAUAAUAACCGUGGGGAAGUAAAACUAAAUGGCGAGAUUGUCCCCUCAGGAUGUGUUGAUGACAAGAGCUAUAAGGAACGUGAGAGAAGGAGAAAAAUUGGAGAAGCCAACAAAGGGAAAGUGCCAUGGAAUGUUGGCAGAAAACACAGUGAAGAGACUCGAAAGCGAAUCAAGCAAAGAACAAUCGAAGCAUUGAGAGAUCCCAAGAUCAGGCAGAAGAUGUCUGAACAUCCCCGUACUCAUAGUGAUUUGAUCAAAGCAAAGAUUGGCUCUUCAAUUCAACGCAUUUGGAAAGAACGUUUAAAGCUUAAAAGGUCGAAAGAGAAAUUCUUCUCAUCAUGGGCAGACAGCGUAGCAGAGGCAGCUAAGACAGGAUGGAGUGAUCAGAGAGAACUGGACUGGGAUAGCUAUGACAAAAUAAAGCAUGAAAUCAAUCUCCAACAUCUUCAUCAGCUUGCUGAAAAGGAAAGAGCUAAAAACAUGGCAAAGAUGAGGAGGGCUCAUAAAGCAGCAGAGGCAAAAGCAGAAAAGAUAGCUAGGUUUGCUCAGAAGAGAAAAGAAAGGGAGGAAAAAGCUAAAGAACGAGGAAAGAUGAAAAGAGUACUGUGCAGAAAAACAAAGAAGAAGAAGAAAGAUGACUUAGCAGUUGCUCGAGGGAUGAAGCUCAAGAAGAGAUUGCUGAAGAUUAACCGAAACAGAUCCUUAAAAGUUGUCCAAGUCACUGGUCAAGGGGAUGCAGUUCUUGCUCAUAUUCCAGCCUGGGAGAAGCUGGAUUUAGAGCAUAUCAAGAGAGAAAAGGCACAAAGGAAACUUUCACUGGCUGAUCAGAUACAAGCAGCCAAAAAUCAAAGCAAAGUUCACAGCUUAGAGGCUUUUCACAUGCCAUCUUCAGUCCAUUCAUCCAGUGAAAAGUGAAGUCUCUGAGCUUUGCAUGCACAGCUGCCGGGUGUCCUGUCUUGCUGAAACAUGCGAUUAUGAAAGGAAAGGUGAUCAUUUUCUUAAUAAUGAAGAAUCUGCCCUUUCCAGCUAUAUAUUAUGUUGCAUAAUGCAAUCACUUUGUGCCAGGUGUUAUUUAUUAUUGUUGCUGAUUUUACCAGCCGACACUUGAGCUGAAAACUUGAUCGGUUGACCUGAGAAUCGAGAUGUAAACAGACUUGCUCAUUCCUCAGCUGAUUGGGUCUCACUAAAUUUGUUCUGAUUCUUUUAUUAUGCGUUUCUUCCUUGGGAAGUCGCAAGCUAGGCUAGAUGUCAUUACUUGCGGUUAGCAUUUAAUGUCUUUCUUAUCACUUGAAAUUUUGGAUCUUGGAAUCAAUUCAUUACAGCGUUCACUUAUUCAAAAAAGGAAGUUGCCUUUGGGUUUUUAAGUAUUUUAUAUGUUGUCACUAAUUUGGUUUGAAUAUUUUUACUAAGGUGGCAAGGAUGUGCUCGACAUUUUCAUUAUCUGGAGGUCACCUCGGUAAACAAAGGCGAGCUCCUUCACUUACCAGGGCACAUACGGUUGCUUGGCUCUGUUCCCGGUGUUUGUCUAUCAUGUGGAAUUGUGUUGUCAUCUCUCUCUCUCUCUCUCUCUCUCUCUCUCUCUCUCUCUGCGCAUCCUUGUGUCCUACACAGUGCUUGCAGUAAGAUGCAGCACCCUUGGCUGCGAAGCUGGAAGAAGAACCAGCUGGUGAAGCUGAGCGUCCUUUAGAAUUCAUUCAAAGCUUGUUUGUGCUUAUAGCUCGUAUAAAUUAAAUGCCAGAAAGCGCAAGCAAUUUAGGACAAAGGAACUUGUCGAUUUGAUGAUUUGUGUCCCUAUAAUCAGCAUCAUUUUAUUUUUUUCAA
Molecule: messenger RNA, 2201 nt
Organism: Eucalyptus grandis
Lineage: Eukaryota; Viridiplantae; Streptophyta; Magnoliopsida; Myrtales; Myrtaceae
Product: inner centromere protein
Exons: 6
Coding region: 114-1295 (393 amino acids)
Molecular function (GO): DNA binding
Source: RefSeq, a predicted model, not a curated record